Molecule: messenger RNA, 2256 nt
Organism: Ectocarpus sp. CCAP 1310/34
Lineage: Eukaryota; Phaeophyceae; Ectocarpales; Ectocarpaceae
Source: the annotation of a GenBank genome assembly
AUGGAAAAGCUUACGACGGUCCUUCAAAAGGCGUACGAUCCGACUCUGCAGCGACUGUGGGCGGACUGGGCGGUACAUGAAGACGAUGGGCAAUGGUAUCUCGUCGAGGUCCAUGGUGUGAAGACCGAGGCCGACCUUAGAAACGCUGCCGUGGCAAAGGCAGUACCGCCCGCUUUUGCAGAGGUGGAAUCCAAGGUGAGUAGAAGCACCCGCCGCAUCCCACCGAAACACAUUUGCGGCGACCCGGACGAGCUAAGAGCGCGAGUUUCUGCGGCGGGCCCCACGCAAGAGCUAUCCUUCGUCGAGCCUUCGAAGAAGAUGAUUGCGGUCGCAGAGUCCAAGCGCCGCCCAAGCAGGCCGCCAACUCCCUCAAUGGUUGCUGAAAGCACGAAGAAGGCGUUAUUGUCGCGGAGAGAAGGAGCAUCAAAGCGAAAGAAAUCGGUACCGAAAGGGGGCGAUGGAGGAGCACGUCGAAUGCUCAACCAAUACUGGAGAUGUGCCGGUGACUUCUGCGAAACUCACCCUGGUGGACAGCGUCAAGCGUCUGCUGACGCUACGGGGGACAAGAAAAGCAAUCUUGACAAAGUCGAGACGGCUUCUUUGGUGGUAUCUCAACCAUCGGAAAGGGACCGCGGGAGGCCUGUGAGAAAUCGUGGCUUGGAGGGGGGCUGUGAAAAGUCAAGCACUGGCGGUGGAGAUGGACGAAACGGAACGGAGUGCAAGGAGGACGAUAUCGUGGGGAGAAGAAAGCACGCCUUGUCCGUGGAGACCCCUCGGACAGUGCUCUUUCGGCUGGUACUAAACGCGAGGGCAGCCCUCUUACGAUGGAGACCAUCCGCUGCUGAGUUCUCUAUGAUGGAGAAGCCGGUUCAACUCUGCUCCGUUUGCUACAUGGUUUGCAGCACGAUCGAACGAGAGCGAAUUGAGCACGAGCUGGAGGAGUCUUUGAGCGCCGACCGGCACGUGGUGUCCCGCCUCAUAGAUAGCUUUGAAGCUGCCGCCGCCAUCGCCAUGGCUGCUGCUGCUCCAAAUGGGGAGAAAAUCAAGAGGGCUUCGUCCUCGUCCUCGUCCAAAAUUUGUGGAAGCAACAACUACAAAGAAGUGCGAAAAAACGGCGAAGGAAGAGGAGAGAGAGGCGGUCGCGGGGAAUCGGUCGUAACGUGGGCGGAUAGGUAUCCGGUAGCGGAGAUUCGCCGGCAGGAAGAGAACGGGGAGGAUGCGUGUGGGGAAUCAAUGCUUGCCAAGACUGGUGGUGUCUCUCAUAGUGCGCACUCAACACCAAGAAGGAAGGCUGCAGGUGCUGGUCGGACCUCACUGGGACCAUCCAAAAGUAGGAGUAAGACGGCGCCGUUGGCCCACUCCUCGGGUCUGACAAUACCACCACUAGUUCAACAAGAGAGUGGUGAAGAAACGCCGCCGAUUGUCGUCGGUCUCGACGCCAAACGAACCCAGAAUCGGAAAGAAAAAGAGCAGCGUCAGAUACAGCCGAGCCGUACGAAGCUGCAAGUGCGGGCGCGUAGAAAAGCCAAAGAGCGGGCACGAAGGCAAGUACGUAGCAAGGCGACGGAUGGUGCUGCGAGAAACGAGCCAUUUGGGAAGCAGAGGGAUGGUAAGAUUUCGGUGGAAGACGACGGGAGAGCGGGGAGCACACCUGGUGACCAGAAGAAGAUUGAUCCUGACAAGUUUCCACCGUUACUGCAGCCGACGGCACCAACCGCGCUGCUACGGGAGAGAGCUGAACCUGGGGAAGACACCCCUGCGGGACGCAUUGAAGGCCCAGAUGGUAGAGGGGGGGGGGAUGGGGGCGAGGUAGAAAAGUUCGGGCGAGGCACGGGAUCGUUCUGUGACGACGUAAAGACUAGUUGCGAAGACGCGGAAAUCGUCAGUGGGAGUGAAAUCGCCAGUCGCGGUUCCGGCUCUGGUGAGGCCUGUAUUGGGUACUCGGCACAGCAGCUGCAGCAACUACUAGAGCCAACAGCACCGGCGGUGAAUUGGGGGCAUGAAGGAGAGCAACAGCAGAUGGAAAAGGAGGAGGCGCAGGGGGGGGGGAGAGCUCGGGUAGCCAGAGAUUGCGAGAACUCAGACUAUGGAGAAGAGGACUUCGAGAAGGAUUUUGAAGCCAAUGAUUACGAGGUAGCACCUGGAGGGAAACGGGGUAGCAGUGGCGAGACACCUGGGUGUACGACGGAGGCUGUUGUUGGAGAUAACGCAAGCUCCGAGUAUGGAGAGGAAGAGUUCGAGGAAGAGGCGGGCUGA